Molecule: messenger RNA, 1460 nt
Organism: Durio zibethinus
Lineage: Eukaryota; Viridiplantae; Streptophyta; Magnoliopsida; Malvales; Malvaceae
Source: RefSeq, a predicted model, not a curated record
CUCUCACCGGAAAGACCCGGGUUCAAGUCCCGGCAACGGAAAAUUUUUACGACUAAAAUUGUGUCGUUUUCUUCUCCCCUUUCUCUGUUCUUCCCGCUGAUUCAACUCCCGGCAACGAAGUCGUUUUUUGUCCAAAUAAACAAAAACAGUGUCGUUUUCUUUUCUCCCCUUUCUCUAAUGUAUCUUCUCGCUGAUCCGCUCCCCUGCAAAGCCCCCGAAGAUUGAUAGCUCGUCAUUUUUCUUUGCACGUUGCCUUGUUGAAACGCCACGUUUAGUCCAUUCCCUCAAAUUCAAGUCGUCUUCUUCUUCCGUGUCCUCUUAACUCCAGAAUAUAAAAUGCCCCACUUUUCCUAUUCUGCAUUUUUGGGCUUGCAAUUUUCUGAAUGAUUUUAAUUUUCUAUGGAUGUAGAAGGUAGUACAAGAGAAGGAUCUGUUUCCUCUGUUAUUCUUGAAUCAUUGGAAUCGACACGGAAGGGAGAUAAGCUUUCUGCUGAGGAUUUGCCUUGGGUUGAUUCCUGUCUGAUUGCAGAUACUGAAAUUUUGAAAAGUAAUUGGACUUCUUUCAAAGAUGUUUUGCUAGAGAUCAUUGGUGACCAACUUGAGUUGCUUGACUCUCCUGCAACUGGAAGUGAUGGUUUUGCUGGAGGAACUGUAAUUACUGCCAAUUACUUAGGUGGAACUGAUCACGAUCUUGUUGUCAUUCCAAUUAAUGGUAACACUGUAAGAAACACCAAUGGUAUUCCAAUCAAAUGGACUGGUAUUCGGUCGCCAUUUUUUCAGGAUGAUUCCACUGAAACAUUUCGGAGAUAUCCAUUUCUGCCUACAUACAACAAGGAGAAGAGUACGGAUGGAGCUAUUGAUUUGGGACUUGGAUUGAGUUUAUCUGCAGCUGAUACGAAUUCAUCAACAGUUGAUAUCUUCGGUGUCUGGGAUUUGGACAUUCCAGCUGAGGAAGAUGAUUUUAUUAAACAGUUGUACGAGGCUAUUGCAGAGAUAGAGACUUCCUUUCAAUCAAUGCCAUUGGCUUUUGAUGAUUUAAUGGCAUGGAAAGAUUUGAAUGAUGAAUCUGUAGACGAAUUAAUUGCUGGCAUUGCAGAUCUGUGUUUAGAUACUAUUAACUUUUAGUUAAGUUGUCUAUCCAUACUAGAAUCUUGGCAUAUACAUAUGUAGAUUUGUUAUAAUGCCAAGAUCACAGACAUUAACAAUGAGGUAAUAGGCGUUUGGUUGUUUCAUUUGUUCAAGACGCCCUUUUGUUUUGCAUAGGAUUUGAAAUAAGACCAAGUCAUCACGUAGAAUUGCGAGUGAUUUAAACCCUGACCUUGGCUUAACUCUAAACGUGCCUUUAUACGGCCAAGACAGCUUUGCUGGACAUCACGUAGCCUUUUCAUUGUAAAUGCCAUAUCACUGUCUAUUGAGAUUGAGAACUCUCAGGGCAGCCUAUUCAUUCCUUUAGAAUGAAA